This is a messenger RNA of Amorphotheca resinae ATCC 22711, 1326 nucleotides long. RefSeq lists its product as hypothetical. Gene Ontology annotation, molecular function: ATP binding; protein kinase activity. Bases 1 to 1326 code for a protein of 441 amino acids. Gene Ontology annotation, biological process: regulation of mRNA processing; protein phosphorylation; spliceosomal complex assembly. The record is from RefSeq and is a predicted model, not a curated record. The transcript has 5 exons. Lineage: Eukaryota; Fungi; Ascomycota; Leotiomycetes; Helotiales; Amorphothecaceae.
AUGUCAUUGCGCAAAUUCUGGCUUACGCGUUCCCUCCAAUUCCGACGGCCGCCUACACCAAGAACUUUACCCACAAUCCUCCCGGCUGAUGUCCUUAUAGAAGAGGAGAGGAUUCCUGGCUACAACCCGAAGAAUUUCUACCCAGUGAACCCAGGGGAUCUCCUUAACAACAGAUAUAGAAUCCUGAGCAAAAUUGGAUGGGGCACUACUUCUACCGUAUGGUUAGCUCAAGAUACUCAACGGUGGUGCUGGAACUCUAAACGCUAUGUGGCUCUAAAAAUUGCCGUCUCCGGGUAUACCGAUGAAGAUGUAGCAAAGCAUGAGCGAGAUAUAUCUCGGUCCCUUGAGACGAAUCCAUCGCACAAUGGCUUCCCUUUUGUGAGGAUUAUGCUCGAUAAUUUUGAAGCUACCGGGCCAGAUGGGAAUAAACACAUAUGCUUAGUCUAUGAGCCAAUGAGAGAGCCCCUUUGGCUACUUCAACAACGCAUGCCGAACGGUAAAAUCCCGGCACCGCUUCUCAAAGUGUACUUAGGAAUCUUCUUACAAGCUCUGGAUUAUCUUCAUUCUGAAUGUCACAUCAUUCACACAGAUCUCAAAAUGGACAACAUCUUAGUAGGAUUUGAGGACCCGUCUGUGAUCGAAGAAUACGUCGAAAGACAAGCCAACAAUCCUAUGCCUCGGAAGGUCAAGAAUGGCAGAUCGAUAUAUUUAUCGCACAAUGACUUUGGGCCAAUGAAGUCAUUCCGUGUUUUGCCGAAGAUAGGAGACUUCGGUUUAGCUGUAGCACAAUCAGGGGAUAGUUCGGAACCUUUGAGAUACCCUAUUCAACCACCUCUUUUCCAUGCUCCAGAAGUCCUAUUAGGCACAGGUUGGACCUACAGUGUUGACAUUUGGAACCUCGGGGUAUUGAUUUGGAAUAUGAUAGAAGGCAAGGAUUUGUUUCAACAUAUCCGUUCAAUCCAAGGGGAUUACGAUGUUCGCGCACACCUCGCAGAAAUGAUUGCAUUACUAGGUCCUCCACCGAAAGAGCUUCUUGAUCGAGAAAAGUUGUGGAGCGACGUCAAAUGGGACCACGCUGUUGAGAAUCCAGAUGGCAAGCUUUGUCAAACCGCCCGCGAGUAUUUUGGAGGACCUUUCUUUAACUCUGAAGGCGAGUUCAUGUAUAAGGACUUAAUUCCGGAUGUUAGCUUAGAGGGUUCGGUCCUUUCUCUUGAAGGAGAAGAGAAACAGCUUUUCCUUAAUUUCGCAAGGAAGAUGCUUCAGUGGUUACCAGAACACCGAAAGACCGCCAAGGAGCUCCUCGAAGAUCCAUGGCUGGUUCUGUAA